UCCUCCCUGGCCGGCAGGAGUUUGGUUGAGAGGGUGCUGGAUGGUGGGGGAGUACCACUGAUGAGAGAGCGGGCGAAAGAAGGGACUAAUUUAACACUGUUAUAUUUAUCUACUGGAUACUGUUAAACACCCGAGCAGAGUUUCUUCAUCUACUGUGUGUGGUGACCAAGUGUAUUUUGCUUCUGGUAUCCAGCAGCAAUGUCACAGAGGAGUGGGCAGGAGGACCCGGAGCGGUACCUCUUUGUGGACCGCGCUGUGGUCUACAACCCGGCCGCCCAGGCCGACUGGACUGCCAAGAGGCUAGUAUGGAUCCCAUCAGAGCGCCACGGCUUCGAGGCUGCCAGCAUUCGCGAGGAGCGCGGAGAUGAGGUGGUGGUGGAGCUGGCUGAGAACGGGAAGAAGGCGGUCGUCAACAAGGAUGACAUCCAGAAGAUGAACCCACCAAAGUUCAGCAAAGUAGAGGACAUGGCCGAACUCACCUGCCUGAAUGAGGCAUCUGUGCUUCACAACCUCAAAGAUCGCUACUAUUCUGGCCUCAUCUAUACGUACUCUGGCCUCUUCUGUGUGGUCAUAAAUCCCUACAAAAACCUGCCCAUCUACUCAGAGAACAUCAUUGAGAUGUACAGGGGCAAAAAGAGGCAUGAAAUGCCCCCUCACAUCUACGCCAUCUCAGAGUCUGCAUACAGAUGCAUGCUACAAGAUCGAGAGGACCAAUCUAUUCUUUGCACAGGUGAGUCAGGAGCUGGCAAGACUGAAAACACAAAAAAGGUCAUUCAGUACCUGGCACACGUUGCCUCCUCCCACAAAGGAAGAAAAGACCACAACAUUCCUCCAGAAUCACCUAAACCAGUGAAACUGCAGGCUCAAAAUGCAGUUAGUGGACCCCUGUUUUAUGGUGAGUUAGAACGUCAGCUCUUACAAGCCAACCCCAUCCUUGAAUCUUUUGGGAAUGCUAAGACAGUGAAAAACGACAACUCGUCACGAUUUGGGAAAUUCAUCCGGAUCAACUUUGAUGUCACCGGAUACAUUGUUGGAGCCAAUAUUGAAACCUACUUACUGGAGAAAUCCAGAGCUAUUCGUCAAGCCAAAGAUGAGCGCACCUUCCACAUUUUCUACCAGCUGCUGGCUGGAGCAGGAGAGCACCUCAGAUCGGACCUGCUUUUGGAAGGUUUUAACAACUACCGUUUCCUGUCCAACGGUAACAUCCCAAUACCGGGACAGCAGGACAAAGACAACUUCCAUGAGACAAUGGAGGCCAUGCACAUCAUGAGCUUUGGCCAUGAGGAGAUUCUGGCCAUGUUGAAGGUCGUGUCCUCGGUGCUUCAGUUUGGAAACAUUGUCUUCAAGAAGGAGAGGAACUCUGACCAAGCCUCUAUGCCUGAUAAUACUGCUGCUCAGAAGCUGUGUCACUUGCUGGGUAUGAAUGUAAUGGAGUUUACCAGAGCUAUCCUCUCACCAAGGAUCAAAGUGGGAAGAGACUAUGUCCAGAAAGCGCAAACAAAAGAGCAGGCUGACUUUGCUGUCGAGGCCUUGGCUAAAGCAACAUAUGAGCGUCUGUUCCGCUGGCUGGUCCACCGCAUCAACAAAGCUCUGGACAGAACCAAACGACAGGGUGCCUCCUUCAUCGGCAUCCUGGACAUUGCUGGUUUUGAGAUUUUCCAGUUGAACUCAUUUGAGCAGCUGUGUAUCAACUACACCAAUGAGAAGCUGCAGCAGCUCUUCAACCACACCAUGUUCAUCCUGGAGCAGGAGGAGUACCAGAGGGAGGGCAUCGAGUGGAGCUUCAUCGACUUCGGCCUGGACCUUCAGCCCUGCAUCGACCUCAUUGAGCGGCCGGCAAACCCUCCAGGUGUGUUAGCUCUGCUGGAUGAAGAGUGCUGGUUCCCCAAGGCCACAGACAAGACCUUUGUAGACAAGCUAAUCCAGGAGCAGGGCACACACACCAAGUUCCAGAAGCCCCGACAGCUCAAAGAUAAGGCCGACUUCUGCAUCAUCCACUAUGCCGGCAGGGUGGACUACAAGGCAGAUGAGUGGCUAAUGAAGAACAUGGACCCUCUGAACGACAACGUGGCCACUCUUCUGCAUCAGUCAACUGACAAAUUUGUAGCUGAGCUUUGGAAAGAUGUCGACCGCAUUGUAGGCCUGGACCAGGUGGCAGGAAUGAACGAGACAGCCUUUGGUGCUACCUACAAAACGAAAAAGGGCAUGUUUCGUACGGUCGGACAGCUCUACAAGGAGUCGCUCACCAAACUCAUGGCCACGCUGAGGAACACCAACCCUAACUUUGUCCGCUGCAUCAUCCCCAACCAUGAAAAAAGAGCUGGUAAACUGGAGCCUCAUCUGGUCCUGGACCAGCUGAGGUGUAAUGGAGUCCUGGAGGGGAUUCGCAUUUGCAGACAGGGUUUCCCCAACCGCAUCGUCUUCCAGGAGUUCAGACAGAGAUAUGAGAUUCUCACACCCAACGCAAUCCCUAAGGGAUUCAUGGAUGGGAAACAAGCUUGUGAAAGAAUGGUAGUGCUUUUAUUUGCAAAGUUAGACCCCAACCUGUUCCGUAUUGGUCAAAGUAAGAUCUUCUUCAGAACAGGUGUUCUGGCUCACCUGGAGGAGGAGAGAGACCUGAAGAUCACUGACAUCAUCAUCUACUUCCAGUCUGUGUGCCGUGGAUACUUGGCACGCAAGGCCUUUGCUAAGAAGCAGCAGCAGCUGAGUGCCCUGAAAGUCCUCCAGAGGAACUGUGCUGCUUACUUGAAGCUACGUCACUGGCAGUGGUGGAGGCUUUUCACCAAGGUGAAGCCUCUGCUGCAGGUCACCAGGCAGGAAGAGGAGCUACAAGCCAAAGAUGAGGAGCUGAUAAAGGUGAAGGAGAGACAGCUCAAGGUGGAGAAUGAGCUGGUGGAGAUGGAGAGGAAACACCAACAGCUCAUAGAAGAGAAGAAUAUCCUAGCAGAGCAACUCCACGCAGAGACGGAGCUGUUUGCAGAGGCCGAGGAGAUGAGAGUCCGUCUGCUUUCUAGGAAGCAAGAGCUGGAGGAGAUCCUUCAUGACCUGGAGUCACGGGUGGAGGAAGAGGAGGAGAGGAACCAAAGCCUGCAGAAUGAGAAGAAGAAGAUGCAGUCACACAUCCAGGACCUGGAGGAGCAGCUCGAUGAGGAGGAAGCUGCAAGACAGAAGCUGCAGCUCGAUAAAGUGACAGCUGAGGCCAAGAUCAAGAAGAUGGAGGAGGACAUUCUGCUGCUGGAGGACCAAAACUCCAAGUUUCUCAAGGAGAAGAAGCUGCUGGAGGACAGGAUUGGCGAGAUGACCUCCCAGCUGACUGAGGAGGAGGAGAAGGCGAAGAACCUCAGCAAGAUCAAGAACAAGCAGGAGAUGAUGAUGGUUGACCUGGAGGAACGUUUAAAAAAGGAAGAAAAAACGCGUCAGGAGCUGGAAAAGGCCAAACGCAAACUGGAUGCUGAGACGACCGACCUGCAGGACCAGAUUGUUGAACUUCAGGCUCAGAUAGAGGAGCUGAAGAUCCAACUGACCAAGAAGGAGGAGGAGCUGCAGGCUGCUCUGGCCAGGGGUGACGAGGAGGCCCUCCAGAAGAACAACGCCUUGAAGCAGGUUCGGGAGCUGCAGGCACAGCUAGUGGAGCUUCAGGAGGAUCUGGAGUCGGAGAAAAUGUGUCGAAGCAAAGCUGAAAAACUCAAGAGGGACCUGAGUGAGGAGCUGGAGGCUCUGAAGACGGAGCUAGAGGACACGCUGGAUACCACCGCCGCCCAACAGGAACUCAGGACCAAGCGAGAGCAAGAGGUGGCAGAGCUGAAGAAGGCCAUAGAUGAGGAGACCAAAAACCAUGAGGCUCAAAUCCAGGACAUGAGACAGAGGCACGCCAUAGCGCUGGAGGAACUGUCCGAGCAGCUGGAACAAGCCAAGAGGUUCAAGGCCAACCUGGAGAAGAACAAACAGAGCCUAGAGAGUGACAACAGAGAGAUGGCUUGUGAGGUGAAGACUCUGCAGCAGGCAAAGACAGAGUCAGAGCACAAGAGGAAGAAACUGGAUGCCCAGCUGCAGGAGUUUAUGUCCAGGGCCACUGAAGUAGAGAGGGUCAAGGGAGAGCUGGCUGAACGCUCUCACAAACUCCAGACGGAGCUGGACAAUGUUUCUGCUUUGCUGGAGGAGGCGGAGAAGAAGAGUGUCAAACUGGCCAAGGAGGUUGACAACCUGAACAGCAAACUGCAAGAUUCAGAGGAGUUGCGGCAGGAGGAGACGCGUCAGAAGCUGAACCUGAGUGGCCAAAUCCGCCAGCUUGAGGUGGAGAAGAACACCUUGAUCGAGCAGCAGGAGGAGGAAGAGGAGGCACGACGCAACCUGGAGAAACAGCUGCAGUCGGUGCAGGCUCAGCUGUUUGAGACAAAGAAGAAGUUGGAGGACGAUGUGGGAACAAUGGAGAGCCUGGAAGAGGUGAAGAAGAAACUCCAGAAGGACAUGGAGCUGACCAGCCAGCGUCUGGAGGAGAAGACCAUGGCCAUGGACAAGAUGGAGAAGACCAAGAACCGACUGCAGCAGGAGCUGGACGACCAGAUGGUGGAGCUGGACCACCAGAGACAGAUCGUCUCCAACUUGGAGAAGAAGCAGAAGAAGUUUGACCAGAUGCUGGCUGAGGAGAAGACCAUCUCAGCUCGUUACGCUGAGGAGCGUGACCGUGCCGAGGCUGAGGCCAGAGAGAAGGAGACCAAGGCUCUGUCUAUGGCCAGAGCUCUUGAGGAGGCUUUGGAGGCUAAAGAGGAACUAGAGAGGUUUAAUAAACAGCUCCGUGCUGAAAUGGAGGACCUGAUGAGCUCCAAGGAUGACGUAGGGAAGAAUGUCCAUGAACUGGAGAAGUCCAAGCGCAUGCUGGAGCAACAGGUGGAGGAGAUGAGAACUCAGCUGGAGGAGCUGGAGGACGAGCUGCAGGCCACAGAAGACGGCAAACUGCGUCUGGAGGUCAACAUGCAGGCCAUGAAGGCCCAGUUUGACCGAGACCUGCAGGCCAGAGAUGAGCAGGGAGAGGAGAAGAAGAGGGCGCUGGUCAAACAGGUGCGUGAGAUGGAAGCAGAGUUGGAGGACGAGAGGAAGCAGAGGACUCUGUCUGUCGCCGCCAAGAAGAAGCUUGAGAUGGACCUGAAUGAACUGGAGGGACAGAUCGAAGCUGCCAACAAGGGCAGGGACGAGGCCAUCAAACAGCUCCGCAAACUGCAGGCUCAGAUGAAGGACUAUCAGAGGGAGCUGGAGGAUGCCAGAGCCUCCAGGGAUGAGAUCUUCACCCAGUCCAAGGAGAAUGAGAAGAAACUCAAGAGCUUAGAGGCUGAAAUCUUACAGCUACAGGAGGACCACGCAGCAUCAGAGAGAGCCCGUCGACAUGCUGAGCAGGAGAGGGACGAGCUGGCUGAUGAGAUCUCCAACAGUGUCUCUGGAAAGUCAACGCUGCUGGAGGAGAAGAGGAGGCUGGAGGCUCGCAUCGCCCAGUUGGAGGAGGAGCUGGAGGAGGAGCAGGGCAACAUGGAGAUGCUCAACGACCGCUUCAGAAAGAGCACCCUGCAGGUUGAAAGUCUGACCACAGAGUUGUCCGGAGAGCGCAGCGCUGCACAGAAGAGCGAGAACGCUCGACAGCAGAUGGAACGACAGAACAAGGAUUUGAAAGCUAAGCUGGCAGAGCUGGAAGGGGCUGUCAAGUCAAAGUUUAAGGCGUCCAUUGCUGCCCAGGAGGCAAAGAUCCUGCAGCUGGAGGAGCAGCUGGAACAGGAAGUCAAGGAGAGAGCAGCAGCCAACAAAAUUGUCCGACGUACAGAGAAGAAACUGAAGGAGGUGAUGAUGCAGGUGGAAGAUGAGCGUCGUCAUGCCGACCAGUACAAGGAGCAGAUGGAGAAAGCCAACUCUCGAAUGAAGCAGCUGAAGCGUCAGUUGGAGGAGGCGGAGGAGGAAGCCACCCGGGCCAAUGCCUCUCGCAGGAAGCUGCAGAGGGAGCUGGAUGACGCCACCGAGGCCAGCGAGGGUCUCACCCGGGAGGUCAACUCCCUAAAGAACCGCCUCAGGCGUGGAGGUCCCGUCAGCAGCUUCUCCUCCAGUCGUUCAGGGCGCCGCAACCUCAACCUGGACGGCGCCUCCGUCGACCUGUCGGACGACGACGCCGACAGCCGCGCCAGCGACUUCAACGAGACGCAAACCUCCAACGUUGAGUAAUUUUACAUUGACACUCUCACUCCUCUGUCCCCCCCCCCACCCCCACCCCGUCUCCUUUUCCUUGCCUUGUCGCUCCCCACCUCCCCCUCACCUCACCCAUCCUGUGACCUACGCCCAGUUCCUCCCUCCCGCCCCCAAGAGAUCCUCGGCGUCAGCACAGUCUUUGUUCAUUUCAAACCACUGACUGGACAGAAGAUCGGAAGCGAUGAGCUGUUUUUUUGGUAAUGCCGGGUCAGAGUGCCCUGGCAGCGCAUCUCUGCCCUUUUUUGUAUCAGUUAACACUGCAGGGAAAAUCCACCGCCCUCCCCUGAAGAAAAGCCUCCAGGCUUGGAGAGUCGCAGGGGGCAAACGGACAAUUCUGCCUUACUCUGUUCUCCUCUGGCAAAGCUGCUAGUCCUGGCUCGUCUGUCGGCCAUGUAUCAUCUCAGCGUCGUAACGUAACAUCUCCCCCCUCUCCCAUCAGGCGUGAAGUUAUCUACUCAGCUUAUUGAGAAAGUAUGCAUAGGUACAAAGUGCUUUUUAUACAUAUGAAACUGUGUGUGUGUGUGUGAUGUAGGCAGAGGCUGUGAGGUGUGCACACAUCAAGUAUGUGAACGCACUCCACACUGGAAAUGCAGGACUACAAGGAAAACAUGUUUCACUCUGGUGUUGUUGUAGGUGUUCUGCUCACUAGUUGUGUAAAAGCCAUCUCAUACCCGACACACUCCCUCCCUCCCAGUGUUGAGACUGACGGUCCUUUCAAAGAGGAAAAACACAAAACUGAGGUCACGGUGGCCUCUGGACUGCCACGCCUGCUGCUUUUGUUGCAUGAGUCUCCCUCUGAUGUACAGACUACAACACUACAGGAACGACUAACAUCUCGGGACAUGCAAUACAACAACAUGGACUCUGAAUUGAAAAUGUAUUACUGUGAAAAAAAAGAAGGUAUUUUAUUUUCUCUGUUGCGUCAUCUCAACAUUUAAUGAAGGAAUGUCUAGCUGAGGUUUUAACUAUGAAUCUCAAAGCUUGUAAGGUUAACUGUUUUGUACUGUUGACCAUUGGGAACACUAUUAGGGUUUUUAAGUAUUAUUUUCCUGCAGUGUGGACCGACGUGAGCUGCGAAUGAUGCAGAGAUGCUGGAAAAUGCACAGAACUGCACAGGUUUGAAUUUUUAACUGGAAACCAACAGGGGGGGAAAAAAAGCUCUUUGUUACUGGAAGCACUAAAAUGGCACUCAGUUUUUAAUGUGACACUAAAUGGUUACAGUUUAGGUUAAUCCUGUAGUUUGAUUAGAAAUGGAGACAUCAUCUUCUCACUACAUCUCAGUGUUCCUAGUCCCAGUUUGUAUCAUUGCAUCGAAGUCACAGAGCUGAGAAGCAGGUUUUUCUCAACAGUAGAUAUCCAGGGAGCUUUUGAAACUUCAAAAGGUUGUUCAACACUUAACACUGUUCUGAAAGUUUAUUCAAAAUCCUCAAAACAUCUGGAUGAAAAAAAUAUUGUUGCACAUUAAGCUUUUUUAAAUUUUUAAGCCACCACUGAAAAGUUUCUCCUGUAAGUGCUCGGAAAACUGAAAAAAUUCAGUAAUCCCAUGAAAACAGUUUUUAACCCUUUUCCCAAGUUGGGACUAUUUCCUGUUUCAACAAAGAUGGAAGCUGGAAAUAACACUUGUCUUUGCUCAAUUUGUGCAGCAAGAAACAAAAUUAAUUUUUAGUUGUAUUUGUCUGAAUUAAUGUAGCAUUUCAUAAUAUUCAUCUUAUGAAAAUAUAAAAUAUUUAUGUUUUUCAAAACAAGCCUGGGUAUUCAGGUACGUCAUUUCUGGAUGGGAAAUAGGGAAACAGGUUAAAAAUGUGUGGAUAUAACCAUUUCACUACAAGGUCCCGUAGAACUACAGCUGUAGGAGCUACAGGAGCUUUUCAUAAUUUUACACUGUCUGCGCUGCGCAACAUACAAAUAAUAUUUUAGUCAUUUAGAUGGUUAGAACUUAGUUUUUAAGAUUUUAAAAAUACUGUUAGUGUUAAACAGCCUUUAGGUUUUUCAAAGAUACCUGGAUAUUUUCAUUUAAAAGAAACUUGUCGCCCUGUGACACAUUUGUAAUGGUAACAUAUGAUACUCAUGAACAAACUAGGUUAGGUUUGUGCCAUGAUUUUGAGAGUUGAAGCCUGACUACCCACAGACCUGAUCUGGCACUUAGUAUUCGUAGGUGACCUUUUUUUUUUUUUUUUUUUUCCUUUCCUCACAAUUUUAGCCCAAAUUCCUUUUAGUGAAGUGAAGGAGCCACCUCAACAGCCGAACCACUACAUACUGAAAGAACAUGCCAGGGUACUCAUAUCCAUCCACCAUCUCUACUUUUAUUUUGUCUUUUCCUUUACUCUGGAUAUGCUGAUUAGGAUGGUAGUCUAUGACAGACCCCUUUGCCCCUCUCCUCAAAUGUUAACACUUAACAGUAUGUUUCUUUAAACGUGCCUUAGACACUAAAUAAGAACAUAAGCGGGCAAGGAUUUCAUUACAGGUGUGAAACAAAACCCUAACAAGAUAAAACAGGUACAUCAUGAAGAUCUUCAACGCUUCAUCUUUUUUUUUCUUUUGUAUUUUUGCUGUGCUUCAUAUCAUAUCCGCUGUGUACCUCUAUGUUCAUAAUAACCUCCUAGCUAGAGUGUUUGGGUCAAAAUCAGUAUUACAGUAUUAUGAUUAACUACAAGAGAAGCGGAGCCCUCGGCAGCUGCAUGUCCCAAAAUUAUUUUUGAACUAAGAUAUUUUCCCCCCUCCUGUAAUCACUCACAGGUAAGUACUGAAGUUAUUUUGGGAAUUCAUGCACUGCACAGGAUUUAAUUUGGUUGGAAGCUUUAACAUCCACAAGUAGUUAACUCAUUUGUUUCUUUUAUUGUUAUCCAGCUGGCUGUUGACAACCAGGCAUUCAACUGCAAAUACUCCCAUCUUAUUAUUUCUUGUAUACCUGUAUUUCUAGAUGGUAAUUUUUUUCUGUUUGUUUGUUUUUGUAAAAGGAAAAUAAAGCAUAUUCAUUGUA
Molecule: messenger RNA, 9205 nt
Organism: Lates calcarifer (barramundi perch)
Lineage: Eukaryota; Metazoa; Chordata; Actinopteri; Centropomidae
Product: myosin-10-like
Cellular component (GO): myosin complex
Molecular function (GO): cytoskeletal motor activity; ATP binding; actin filament binding
Source: RefSeq, a predicted model, not a curated record